UAUGAAUCGCCGGAGUAAACCUCUUUCGCUGUCAAUAAGCUUAGAAAAAUUUAUUAUCUCUGCGAUAAUACACAAUCGUUUCGACUGGACUCCAUAGCCCUAAGCUCUGCUACUACUGAUUUGCAUUUGCCACCUCCGAGUUUAACUUCCACGAUCUUUUAAAUUUCGGAGCUAUGGCGAGAAAGAUGCUUAUUGAUGGUGAGGUGAGCCAACCUAAUGCGGAGGAAAACCACUACGACUUUGACUUGUUUGUCAUUGGAGCUGGAAGUGGUGGCGUCCGUGCGGCUAGAUUUUCUGCUAAUUAUGGAGCCAAGGUUGGGAUUUGUGAGCUUCCAUUUCAUCCAAUCAGCUCAGACGUCGAAGGAGGAAUUGGUGGAACGUGUGUCCUUCGUGGUUGUGUUCCCAAGAAGAUUCUGGUGUAUGCAGCUACUUAUGGUGGUGAACUUGAGGAUUCCAGGAAUUUUGGGUGGGAGCUAAAUGAGAAAAUUGACUUCAACUGGAAGAAACUUUUGCAUAAGAAGACAGAAGAAAUACUCAGGUUAAAUGGAAUUUACAAGCGCUUAUUGACAAAUGCUGGGGUUAAAAUAUUUGAAGGAGCGGGAAAAAUUGUUGGUCCUAAUGAAGUUGAGGUAACACAACUAGAUGGCACUAAAUUGAGCUACACGGCUAAGCACGUAUUGAUUGCAACUGGCAGUAGGGCUCAACGGCCUGAUAUUCCUGGCCAGGAGUUAGCCAUAACCUCUGACGAGGCUUUGAGUUUGGAGGAGUUACCCAAGCGUGCUGUGAUAGUGGGGGGAGGGUACAUUUCUGUCGAAUUCGCUUCAAUAUGGAGGGGGAUGGGUCUGACCGUGGAUCUAUGUUUCAGAAAGGAACUUCCUUUAAGAGGUUUCGAUGAUGAGAUGAGAGCAGUGGUUGCGAGAAAUCUUGAAGGCAGGGGAAUUAAUUUGCACCCAAGGACAUGUUUGACACAGUUGGUUAAAACAGAGGAUGGCAUAAAAGUUACCACAGAUCAAGGGGAAGAGUUGACUGCGGAUGUUGUACUCCUUGCCAUUGGUCGGGCUCCUAAUACAAAGAGGUUGAAUUUGGAAGCUGUAGGCGUGGAACUUGACCAGACAGGAGCUGUGAAGGUCACUAGCUUUCUCAGUUGCUUCUCUUGCUUGUUAUCAUGGAACAUUUUAAUUUUCAUCAGUAGGAAUGUUGUGUUUGAUGAACAUUCCUUCCCUGCUCGAGACUGGAAACCAUCUCUAUUGAAAUCCAUUGCACAAGAGCCUCCUCUGCAGGUUAGUUCAUCACUUUCAAAUGAUGUCAUGUUACCUUUACCCCACAUUGCAUCCACACAAGAUUCUGAAAAUUCUGUCACUGAUGUUCCACAAGACCAUAUCCAUCCCACAUCUCCUUUAGAACCUUUCCAAGCAGAAGAACCAGUGGAUUCCACUGCAUCCUCUCUACCUGAAGUAUCUCAAGCAGAGGGAACAACAGCUUCUGCUACUCCUAAUCCUGAACCCACAACAAUCCCUACUCAUCCUAUGAUCACCAGAUCAAUAGAUGGUUCCAGGAAAGUCAAAACCUUUUCAGAUUACAAGGUUUACACAGCCACCAAACAUCCUCUUAUGGCCUUGCAUACCAGAAGCUCAAACAUUACACUUCCACCUACACCACAUCUCUUCUCUUAG
This is a messenger RNA of Juglans regia (Persian walnut), 1673 nucleotides long. RefSeq names its product glutathione reductase, cytosolic-like. Gene Ontology annotation, molecular function: glutathione-disulfide reductase (NADPH) activity; flavin adenine dinucleotide binding. The coding region runs from base 174 to 1673 and encodes 499 amino acids. The record is from RefSeq and is a predicted model, not a curated record. Gene Ontology annotation, biological process: cellular response to oxidative stress; cell redox homeostasis; glutathione metabolic process. NCBI's taxonomy places the organism in Eukaryota, Viridiplantae, Streptophyta, Magnoliopsida, Fagales, Juglandaceae. The transcript has 12 exons. Gene Ontology annotation, cellular component: cytosol; mitochondrion.